GGGAAAAGUCCUGAUGUCAUAAAAUCGCUAGGCAACGAUAUAAUAAGAUUUGGAAUUUAGAGCCACGAAUAUUCGGCAUUGUCUUGAUAAUUUUUUUUCUUUUAUAACACAUUCGCACUUUUUGUUAUGGGCAAUCAAACCAUAACAUUUUAAAAAGAUGGCUGCUAAAAGCAAAUACAGUGUUCUUUUACCCACGUACAACGAGAAAGAUAAUUUGCCACUGAUUGUCUGGCUUCUUGUUAAAACAUUUACAGAAAGUAAAAUUAAUUAUGAAAUUAUUAUAAUCGAUGAUGGAAGUCCUGAUGGCACACAAGAUGUUGCUAAGCAACUUAGUGAUAUUUAUGGUGAUGAUAAAAUACUGUUGAGACCAAGAGCAAAGAAACUUGGAUUGGGUACUGCAUAUAUUCACGGAUUACAAUUUGCUACUGGUGAUUUUGUCAUUAUUAUGGAUGCAGAUUUAUCACAUCAUCCCAAAUUUAUUCCGGAGUUUAUAGCCCUGCAACAAAAACACAAUUAUGAUCUAGUUUCUGGUACAAGAUAUAUUGGUGACGGAGGGGUGUAUGGCUGGGAUCUUAAAAGAAAAAUAAUAAGUCGCGGAGCGAAUUAUGUGACACAAAUUUUACUGCGUCCGGGCGCUUCAGAUUUAACAGGAAGUUUUCGGUUAUAUAAAAAAGAAGUACUCGGAAAACUAGUUGAAGCUUGUGUGUCGAAGGGUUAUAUCUUUCAAAUGGAGAUGAUAAUACGAGCAAGACAGUUUAAUUACACCAUAGGAGAGGUGCCAAUCAGCUUUGUUGAUCGUUUUUACGGUGAAUCGAAACUUGGUGGCAACGAAAUUUAUCAAUUUGUCAAAGGUCUUUUGUAUCUUUUUGCUACCACGUGAUUUUUUUGCAACCACGUGAUUUUUUUGCAACCACGUGAUUUUUUUCUCUGGGUAUAUUGUAUAUUUAUUAAACUAUGUAAUCGGGAAUAUAUAAAGAGGGCAUGUAGACAUCUAUACAUUUUAAA
This is a messenger RNA of Hydractinia symbiolongicarpus, 1005 nucleotides long. RefSeq names its product dolichol-phosphate mannosyltransferase subunit 1-like. The record is from RefSeq and is a predicted model, not a curated record. Gene Ontology annotation, cellular component: endoplasmic reticulum membrane. The transcript is spliced from 9 exons. The coding region runs from base 158 to 880 and encodes 240 amino acids. Gene Ontology annotation, molecular function: dolichyl-phosphate beta-D-mannosyltransferase activity. Lineage: Eukaryota; Metazoa; Cnidaria; Hydrozoa; Anthoathecata; Hydractiniidae. Gene Ontology annotation, biological process: GPI anchor biosynthetic process; protein O-linked glycosylation via mannose.